AUGACCUCUAACUCUUCUCAAGUGCCUCCUAUUCCACCACAAAAUAAGGAAACUGUCUCUCAAAUCUAUUUUGAAGGGCGUCCUUUACCCGAUAAUUUAAUCAAUUUUUCUUCUCCAACUGGAAAAGACCUUUUUAAACAAGCUCUUAACGAAGGUUAUGCAGAAGGCUACUUUAAUUUAUCUAGUUGUUUCUCCCAUCAAAUGGAUCCUGCUUUUUGCGGCUUAAGCUCUUUAUCAAUAGUUCUAAACGCUUUACAAGUUAAAGGUGCCCCUGUAUGGAAAGGUCCGUGGCGCUGGUGGUUUGAUGAACUCUUGAAUUGUUGCACUCCAAUAGAUGAAGUUAAAAAAAAAGGGAUAAAUUUUUCUCAAUUCGCGUGUUUAGCAAGAUGUCAUUGUGAUGUUAUUGUUAAGCGUGCUGAUCGCACUUCAAAAGAAGAAUUCAUUUCUGACUUGAAAGAAGUUUGUUCAAGAUCGGAUGUUUACAUGAUUAUUUCAUUCUCGAGGGCUGCAAUGAAACAAACUGGUGAUGGUCAUUAUUCACCAAUUGGUGCUUACAAUUCUGAUAAAAAUAUGGCUUUAGUAUUAGAUACUGCAAGGUUCAAGUAUCCUUCUUAUUUCGCGUCUGCUGAUUUGUUAUAUAAUUCUAUGCUACCCUUGGAUAAAGAAACGGGUCUUUCACGUGGUUAUUUCCUUCUCUCAUAUAAUCCAUCUCACAAAACGAUUUCACUCUGUAAGUUAUCUUCUGAAGGAAAUAAUCCUGUGGUAAAUUGGACUGCACUUGGCAAAACAUUCUGUAAAGAUAUUCCAGAACGUUUACUAUCAGAAAAACCAAAUACGUUAGAAGAGGCGGCAAAAGUGGUUUUAACUGAUCAACUUAUAAUGUCUCUUCAACAUGUUUUACGAACUGAUAUUGAAAAUUUUAAAGAUGAAAUUUCUGAAUCUGGUGAACGUGACGUUAAUACUCUAUUCAAUGAUGUUAAAACGAUAGCAUUAUAUCCUAUUAUUCAAUCUGUCUUUCAGAAAAUGCAACAAAAUACUUCACUUGAUUAUUCUAAUGAAAAACAAGUUAUUUUUGCUACACUUUUUCUACUUUCUGUUCCAUCCAUGCUAUUUAAAAGUUUGGAACCAGAAUUAGCUAAACAAUUGGAAUUUUAUCGUGAUCGUGGAGAUAUGUCACCUACCUUAAGGAAUGAAGUGGAACGUUUGAGUGAAGAAAUGAAAGAAUUGGUCAUGAACUUUUGUAUUUGUGAGACUGAUAAAAAAUCAGGAAGAAAUUCUUUUUGUUGCAAUGGAAGUAACUAA
Messenger RNA from Dentiscutata heterogama, 1302 nucleotides. Lineage: Eukaryota; Fungi; Glomeromycota; Glomeromycetes; Diversisporales; Gigasporaceae. The record is from the annotation of a GenBank genome assembly.